AUGAAUCCUGUUUGCAGCCCUGGAUCUUCUGAGGUUCCCUAUGCAAGCGCCAAAGCUAUCUGUUAUCCAGCUGGUUUUCCUAUGGGCUAUGCAGCAGCAGCUCCUGCCUGUUCUCCUAACAUGUACAGUGGAGCAAAUCCUACCUUCCAAAGAAGUUGCACUCCUGGUACACCUUAUAAAAUGUUCUGUUCACCCACCAGUGCGACAGUGCCACCAUACUCCUCCUCCCCGAACCCUUCUCAGACUGCUGUAUACCCUGUAAGAAGUGCCUACCCCCAGCAAAGCCCAUAUGCACAGCAAGGCACGUACUACACACAACCCCUGUAUACUGCUCCCCCUCAUGUCAUCCACCACAUCACAGUGGUGCCACCCAAUGGUAUGCCGGCAACAGUGUAUCCUACACCCAUGCCCCCUACCAGAGGUAAUGGAGUAACCAUGGUAACCAUGGGCAUGGUGGCUGGGACCACUGUGGCCAUGUCAGCAGGCCCCCUGCUGAAUGCUCACUCUCCAACUUCCAUCGCCCCUCACCCAGUCACCGUGCCAACAUACCGAGCCCCAGAAACACCUACCUAUAGUUACAUGCCCCCUCCGUGGUGA
Molecule: messenger RNA, 597 nt
Organism: Chrysochloris asiatica (Cape golden mole)
Lineage: Eukaryota; Metazoa; Chordata; Mammalia; Afrosoricida; Chrysochloridae
Product: myelin-associated neurite-outgrowth inhibitor-like
Exons: 2
Coding region: 1-597 (198 amino acids)
Source: RefSeq, a predicted model, not a curated record